AUGGCACUCCUUAUCACCGCCUUUGUAACUUUGUUUGCAGGCCACGCACUUGGAGCCAACAUCACCUUCUCCGACACGGUUGACUGCGAGGGGAUUGCGACAUAUGGAGGAAAGAACUGGACGUCCGUUCCAUGUUAUGCGCUCCCCGACGAAAGCGAGUCUCUGUCGGCAUUGCUCAGCGGAGUCGAGGGAGCACAAGUCCAGAUCUAUGCGGACAGUGACUGCAGCUCCGAGCUACUUAGCACCAAACAGGACGUAUGCUAUACGGCCCCCAGCCGCAUUGGAGCAUUCAAGAUCUCACCGGUCGAAGAUACCACCCAAGGAAACUACACGAAGGAUUUGGCAAUCAUCCACCCCAAGCUUUCCAACUACACUGGUCUAGCAGUCGCGCCAUACGACAUUGACAAUAUCUUUGUCGAGGCAUUCAUUGCUCUAGGGCUCAGGGGCACCAUCGAGGUGCUUACGUUCGCAGCGGCCGUCGUAGAUUGCGUGAGUGCGGCCAUAAGCACUGUCGCAGGCAAGCCCGAACCCGUCGCAGUUUCGGCCUGUGUGCUGGUAGGCACCGCGAGCCUCUUAUCCAUUGCAACGCGUUUUUACGAGAACAAUGUUGGGGCAAGGAUUCGCGCUGCAUUCCGGGGCUCGACGGGCCAAAUCACGAACACUGCAGAGCGUCGCGAUGUUCAUUUUCUCGAUGCUCCUCCGAUUGGGUAUGCCACUCGCGAACUCUCUGGCGGUGUGAAUGUCACUGCCCCCGUCUAUGAGAGCGGGUUUGGAGACGUCGGCAAGUGGCAUUACGCAAUGUUCGAAGACCCUGUCACCGGAACACAUCACCACCACAUCAUCCACGAGAACGGAUCGCCUUUCAAUAAAAACGACAGCGACGCAACGCUCGCCAAGCGCCGAUACGCAAUCGAUUCAGUGAGAUGGCCUUCGGGUGGCUUUUAUCUCCAACUGUGUCCCGUGAAUGUAGGCGCGGCGUUUAGUGGUCUUUCCAACUCGACGGUGGACAACUACAACCUAUUCUACGACCAACUGGAUUGUUACUUCGCCAAUAACUUUGACGACUCGAUCACCAAGAUCGACGCCGAUCUGUACAACAACGUCGGCACGCUGAUUGCGGAGUAUGGUCUGGUGCCCUACAAGACGUACGUGGACGUUCCGUCGUGCCCGAAGAAAAUCCUCACGGCGGACGAGGAUUGCAUCAUCGAGUGA
This is a messenger RNA of Zasmidium cellare ATCC 36951, 1212 nucleotides long. RefSeq lists its product as uncharacterized. NCBI's taxonomy places the organism in Eukaryota, Fungi, Ascomycota, Dothideomycetes, Mycosphaerellales, Mycosphaerellaceae. Bases 1 to 1212 code for a protein of 403 amino acids. The transcript has a single exon. The record is from RefSeq and is a predicted model, not a curated record.